AUGGUAAUCGUCUUACCGUUCAGGUUCCUUCCUGAUAAUAGUGUUGGCCGCCAUCCAUUCGCUUUCAUACCGUUUUCGGCUGGUAGUCGCAAUUGCAUUGGGCAGAGGCGAGGAGAGGGAACACAGAGCAAGCGCAACGGCAAGCAAAGAGGAACACACGGUUCAAGUGCUAAUGAGAAGACUUGA
Messenger RNA from Ostertagia ostertagi, 186 nucleotides. Lineage: Eukaryota; Metazoa; Nematoda; Chromadorea; Rhabditida; Trichostrongylidae. The record is from the annotation of a GenBank genome assembly.